AUGUCGAUAUCAAAGUUAUCAAUUACUACAAUAUCUAUUAUUUCUGUCGUCUUUCGGCUGGCGCUGUUGGUGUAUGGUGAAUGGCAGGACGCGAACAUGCAAGUUAAAUAUACUGACAUAGAUUAUAAGGUGUUUUCCGAUGCCGCGCGAUUUGUCACAUUAAGCGAAAGUCCAUAUAAACGUUCAACAUACCGUUAUACUCCUCUUCUCGCCUUUCUGUUAACACCUAAUAUAUAUAUACACAAAUCUUUUGGAAAGCUUGUAUUCGUACUUGCCGAUAUAUUUGUGGGUGUUCUAAUACAUAAAAUAUUAUGUUUACGAGGGUUAAACGAACAAAAAGCUGUUAAUUACUCGGCACUAUGGCUUUUAAAUCCUAUCGUAGCAAGCAUUUCGACGCGUGGAAAUGCGGAAUCCUUACUUGGAGCGAUGAUCCUGUUAACUUUAUAUUGUGUAUUAGAAAGAGCAGCAAUGCAUGAAGGAAUAAAAAAUAUUAAAAAAGUAAUCAAACGAGAAAAUAUAAGUAUUGCAACUAAUGAAAGAAAAGAUGAAA
This is a messenger RNA of Scutellospora calospora, 550 nucleotides long. Lineage: Eukaryota; Fungi; Glomeromycota; Glomeromycetes; Diversisporales; Gigasporaceae. The record is from the annotation of a GenBank genome assembly.